Molecule: messenger RNA, 1288 nt
Organism: Histoplasma capsulatum G186AR
Lineage: Eukaryota; Fungi; Ascomycota; Eurotiomycetes; Onygenales; Ajellomycetaceae
Exons: 5
Coding region: 207-1175 (322 amino acids)
Cellular component (GO): peroxisome
Source: RefSeq, a predicted model, not a curated record
GACUGGUCUUCUAUCCCUAAAGAAUCAACCCCCCCGGCACGUAAUAUAUAAAUUUCUUAUCGAUAUCGGUUGUAAAUAUUGAUUAAUUGACCUCAGACGAGCGGACUAUCCAUAAAAUCAGUCCUCCUGAAGGCGAGGGAGAAUUCACCAGGAAUUACAUACUCGGGCCGAAAUACAUUAUAAAGGCAAUCGAGAUUUUCUCGACGAUGCCAAUCACAAUUCCACCCUUCGAAUAUGCGCCAGUGAAGACUACAUGGCUGAAGCGUGAUGUACUUCUUUUCGCUCACUCAAUUGGCUGCAAAGCGGGGGAUGAGCUUCACUUUCUUUAUGAACUACACCCAAAAUUCCAAGUCUUUCCCACGUAUCCCAUUGUGCUAACCUUCAAACACGCUGACACCGACAUUGUGGACUUCCUCGCGCGAAAUGCAGCACGGACUCUCCCUCCGGGCUGCCCGGUGUUAGAUUGGAGCGUAGCUGUCGAUGGGAGACGACGAAUGGAGUUCCUAUGUCCACUACCGCCAUCUAGUGAGGGGAAGACGUGGGAUAUCCACACCAAAGUUCUGGGGGUGUUCGAUAAGGGAGCGGGAAAAGGAACAGUGAUGGAGAUGGAACAUGUGCUGAAGCAGCGGGAGAGCGGCCAGGUGUAUACGCGCGCUUGGGAGAGUGUUUUCUUCAAGGGAACUGGCGGUUGGGGUGGGGAGCGAGGUCCGAAAAUGAACGAGCAUGUUCCUUCAACUCCAGCAAGACGGCCAGAUGCAGUCUCAAGUUUCCAUUCAAAUGCAGAAUCUGCACAUUUGUACAGGCUUAACGGCGAUUAUAAUCCCCUUCAUGCUACCCCUGAGCCAGGGAAAUCUCUGGGGUAUGGUGGGACCAUCAUGCAUGGACUAUACAGCUGGAAUAUCACAGCACGGGCUGUGUUAUCUCAGUUUGGUGGAAGCGAGGGUCGGCGUUUGCGUGACUUUGAGGCGAUGUUUUCCUCACCCGUUAAACCCGGGGAUAAACUGGAUAUCCUCAUGUGGGAUAUGGGCGUGUGCAAAAGAGCGACAUCUGCAGUCCGGAACGACGAAAGCUUGCAAGAGGUGCGAUUUAUGGUGAAAGUUGGUGAUAGGGUUGUAUUGUCAAAUGGAAAGGCUUUGUUGAAAUGUGAAGAUGAGGGUGUUAAGGCUAAAUUGUAGAUGUAUAAAUAACCAAGGAGAAGAACAGGAUAACAGGGAUCAACAGACGAAGAGAAUACAUAUCUAUAUAGAACACAAGACACUCCACAUAAGAACGAAAAUUGCUCAGAUUC